This is a messenger RNA of Prunus armeniaca (apricot), 1170 nucleotides long. NCBI's taxonomy places the organism in Eukaryota, Viridiplantae, Streptophyta, Magnoliopsida, Rosales, Rosaceae. The record is from the annotation of a GenBank genome assembly.
AUGGAGCCACAUUCCUCAAAAACACUAGUUGUCACUAUUUUGGUGUCACUCUCACUGAGCUUAGCACCAUGCUUGGCUUUGGCCUCAACUUCGUGCAAGUUCCCGGCUAUAUUCAACUUUGGUGACUCAAACUCCGACACCGGUGGCUUGUCUGCGGUUUUCGGCCAGGCUCGCUCGCCCCAUGGAGAGUCCUACUUCCACGGCCCAGCCGGUCGUUACUGCGAUGGCCGUCUUGUCAUUGAUUUUAUAGCUAAGAGCUUCGGAUUGCCAUUUCUUAGCGCAUAUCUUGAUUCUGUGGGGAGCAACUUCAGCCAUGGAGCCAACUUUGCUACGGCUGGCUCAACCAUCAGACCCCAGAACACAACUCUUCGCCAGAGUGGUUUUAGCCCCAUCUCACUGGACGUUCAAUACAAUGAGUUCUAUGAUUUUCAUCCCAGAUCCCAAGUUGCUCGAAAUCGAGGUGGGGUUUUUAAACAACUGAUGCCUAAAGCACAAGAUUUCUCUCGUGCAUUGUACACCUUUGAUAUUGGCCAGAACGAUUUAACGGCCGGUUUGUUCUUGAACAUGUCCACUACCCUAGUAAAAGCUUAUGUUCCUGAUGUCCUAAAUCAGUUCAAAAACAUUGUCAAGAACAUAUAUGGUCAAGGAGGUAGAUAUUUCUGGAUACACAAUACAGGUCCCAUUGGUUGUCUUCCAUACGUUUUGGACCGCCUACCUGUAUUAGCCGCGCAGGUAGACAACGCCGGAUGUGCCAUACCUUACAAUAAAGUUGCUCAAUUUUUCAACCGUGGAUUAAAACAGGCUGUGUUCCAAUUAAGAAAAGAUCUGCCAUUGGCUGCAAUCACAUAUGUUGAUGUUUACUCAGCCAAGUACUCCCUUAUUAGCCAACCCGAAAAGCAUGGAUUUAAGGAACCAGUAAGAGCAUGUUGUGGUCAUGGUGGGAAGUACAAUUAUAACUUGCACAUUGGAUGUGGAGGAAAGGCUAAGGUUCAUGGCAAAGUAAAAUUGGUGGGAAAGGCAUGCCAAGACCCAUCUCUCUGGGUGAAUUGGGAUGGUGUGCAUUACACUCAAGCAGCUAACAAAAGGGUGUUUGAUCAGAUUGUAGAUGGUUCAUUUUCAGACCCACCAAUUCCAUUGAAAAGGGCUUGCCAUAGGCAGCAAGCUCAUUAG